This is a messenger RNA of Dentiscutata erythropus, 753 nucleotides long. NCBI's taxonomy places the organism in Eukaryota, Fungi, Glomeromycota, Glomeromycetes, Diversisporales, Gigasporaceae. The record is from the annotation of a GenBank genome assembly.
GAUGAAGCAAUUCAAAAUAUUAAUAUAAACGAAAAUGAAGCAAUUCAAAAUAUUAAUAUGAACGAAGAUUCUUGUGAGCUACCAAAUGCAAAUGAAUUCUUGGUUUCAAGUAAAAAUAAUUUAGGAGUUGUUUAUAACGUAAAUAGUGAUAUUGGAACAUGUAGUUGCUCUAUUGGUAUGAUGGGUGCACCAUGCAAGCACCAAGGUGCUAUUGCAAUGAAGUAUCAUAUUAAGUUAAUUAAUUUUUUACUUUCACUAACGCCUGAGGAUCAUAUGAUUUUUGCAUUUGUUACAAGUGGUGUUAAUUCAAAAAAUUGUUCUUUCUACGCAUCCUUACAUACUAAAGCCGUGCAAAAAAAUAGUAAAGCGGAUGAACAGAAUAAUAAAAAUGAAAUAGAGACCGAUAAUGUUAAUAAUUUAUCAUUUGAUAAAUUUUUAGAAGAAAUUAGUGACGAUUAUAAAAACUGUGGAUCACAAUUAAGAAAAGCAUUUGAAACAUUUGCUAAAAGAUAUAGAGCAUCCAAAUCACGAUCAAUUGUUUGGGCAAUUACAUUUCUCUACAACUCUGAUUUUUCUACACAAAUUAAAAGUGGUGCAGCAAUUUGUAUCCAACCAGAAUCUGUAAAACGAAGAAAAACUGGAGUUAGAAAUAAUAAGCGAGCGAAGAUACAAUACAAGCAAGAGAAUAUAUUUCAAGAAAUUCCCAAGUUAUUAAAAUUAGAAGCUUAUUGUCAUUUAUGUAAUUAUGCUUGA